Penicillium macrosclerotiorum is the source of this 1143-nucleotide messenger RNA. Its product is annotated as glycoside hydrolase family 28 protein. The record is from RefSeq and is a predicted model, not a curated record. Gene Ontology annotation, molecular function: polygalacturonase activity. Gene Ontology annotation, cellular component: extracellular region. The transcript has 5 exons. The coding region runs from base 1 to 1143 and encodes 380 amino acids. Gene Ontology annotation, biological process: pectin catabolic process. Lineage: Eukaryota; Fungi; Ascomycota; Eurotiomycetes; Eurotiales; Aspergillaceae.
AUGCCGAAGCUUCUCGGUUCGCUCGUGCUUGUCGCCUUGGCGGCUUGCGCACUGGCAUCCCCCGUCGCCGAGCCCGCCAUUACUGAGGCCCCCAGCCUUGCCAAGAGAGCUACGAGCUGUACGUUCUCGGGCUCGUCGGGUGCCUCAAGUGCAAGCAAGUCUCAGAAAUCUUGUUCGACUAUAAUCCUGUCCAAUGUUGCCGUUCCUUCCGGGACAACGCUGGAUCUGAGCGACUUGGAAGAUGAUACCACGGUCAUUUUCGAGGGAGAAACAACUUGGGGCUACGAGGAAUGGGAUGGGCCUCUACUCCAAAUCUCCGGCUCAGGCAUUACUAUCAAAGGUGCCAGCGGAGCUUAUCUCAAUCCCGACGGUGCCCGUUGGUGGGACGGUGAAGGCAGUAACGGCGGAGUGACCAAGCCUAAGUUCUUCUACGCCCAUGAUCUCACCGACUCGACAAUCACCGAUCUAUAUAUUGAGAACACCCCUGUCCAAGCGGUCAGCAUCGCUGGCUGUGAUGGGUUGACUAUCACCGAUAUGACAAUUAACAAUGAAGCGGGUGAUGACGAAGGUGGUCAUAAUACCGAUGGUUUUGACAUUGGUACCAGCUCCAAUGUUGUAAUCACAGGCGCCAAUGUCUACAACCAAGACGAUUGUGUUGCCGUGAACUCCGGAACUGAUAUUACUUUCAGUGGCGGUGUUUGUUCUGGCGGCCACGGUCUAUCUAUUGGGAGUGUUGGUGGUCGGAGUGACAACACAGUAGAUACAGUGACCUUUGAAAACUGUGAAGUCAAGAACUCUGUUAAUGGUAUUCGCAUCAAGGCUACUGAGGGCGACACUGGUUCCAUCACUGGUGUCACCUAUUCAGAAAUUACUCUGAGCGCUAUUUCGGAUUACGGUAUCCUGAUCGAGCAGAAUUAUGAUGGUGGUGAUCUGAAGGGAGACCCUACUAGUGGUAUUCCCAUCACCGAUCUCACCAUUGAGAAUAUUUCUGGCGCCGACGCGGUGGAUUCGGAUGGCUACGACGUUGUUAUUGUCUGUGGCUCUGGCGCUUGCUCUGAUUGGACCUGGACCGACGUUAAUGUCACUGGUGGUAAGACCUACAGCGACUGUGAGAAUGUUCCUAGCGUCACAAGCUGCUCUUAA